AUGGCCAUAGAAAGUUUUGCCAAGCCCUUUAAUGAUAUCAACUUAGUUGAGAGCUUUGAAAUGGAAUCUACAACACCGGAUGAAGUUGACAUAGGCAAAGGGAAAGGAACAUCGUCAACUAGUAUGCUUUCCGGAAGGAGAAGCCAUCGAAAAAGAGGCUAUGAAAUUGAAGAAUCAAUUACAUCUAUUUUAGACAUGAAAGUGAGAGAAGUGGCCAAAUCAACUCAUGCUUUAACCAAAAAUGAAGUUGAUAUAGAUGAGCUUUAUGAUGUGGUGAUGAAGAUUACUGAUUUUAAUGAUGGCAUAUUGAAUAAUAUGUUUGAUUAUUUGGAGCGAGAAUGA
Molecule: messenger RNA, 342 nt
Organism: Dovyalis caffra
Lineage: Eukaryota; Viridiplantae; Streptophyta; Magnoliopsida; Malpighiales; Salicaceae
Source: the annotation of a GenBank genome assembly